AAUGGCCAAUUCCAUCUCCAUUCUACCUUUGGUCCUGUCACUUGUUCUGUUGAAUACCGUGGUUCCGAUGGGUGCACUUUCCCAAAACGACGCCGUUGCCAUGAUCUGCCCGAAAACCCGUAACCCAGGCUUCUGCACGUACGUGCUGAAAUCCACGGGCAGCGCCACGGACCUGGUCGGUCUGGGCCGGUUCACGCUGAACCUGGCCCACGCGAGGGCCGGCGAGAGCCGCGCCCUGGCCCGGUCACUGGCGGCGAAGACGGCGGAUCCCAAGCUCAGGGAGCGCUAUGCCUCGUGCUCCGACAGCUACAACGACGCCGUUUCCAACAUUGAGGACGCAACGAGGUACUUGGCCUCCGGUGACUAUAACGGCGUCAAUGUUGAGGCCUCGGCGGCGAUGACAAAUGCCGACGACUGUGAGGGAAACUUCACGGCGCCGCGGCCGGAGUCGGAGCUGACGAAGAACUCCAAGACUCUGGAAGAUAUAUGUAGCAUCAUUUUGGUUAUCUCCAAUCUUCUCCUUGGCCGCGUUUGA
Messenger RNA from Momordica charantia (bitter melon), 535 nucleotides. RefSeq names its product pectinesterase inhibitor-like. Lineage: Eukaryota; Viridiplantae; Streptophyta; Magnoliopsida; Cucurbitales; Cucurbitaceae. Gene Ontology annotation, molecular function: pectinesterase inhibitor activity. The record is from RefSeq and is a predicted model, not a curated record. Gene Ontology annotation, biological process: negative regulation of catalytic activity.